AUGUCCGGCAAGUCGCCAUUGGGCAAUCUAUGCUGCCUCCCAUUGGAGGUCCGGGAGAUCAUCUACGGCUACCUCAUUCCUCCCUCUCGGCUUCCUACGAUACUGCGAUCCCGGCAUCUCGGAGUUUCAAGCAUAUCACAUCGCCCUCCUCCGCUAGAUCUGCUGCUCAUUUGCAGCCAACUAUACGUAGAGGCGCUCGAUUUGUUCUACAGAAAAUGUGUCUUCAAAUUUGACGGCCUGCUAGAUCCGGCGAACAUUUGGCCCUUGUGGCAAGUUGAGGAGGUGCUGGGCGGCAGCGAACUGGGCUUGGUCACGCUCGCGAACAUGCGCAAAGUCGAGCUGAACCUGUUUUGGCACCGUCUACCAGAUGGUGGCGUCGCGAACAGAGCGUUGGCGAACAGCGGAAGCGAUUAUAGGACCGUUUUCAAAUCCGAGAUUGACAAGAGAGUGGAGCGACUGGGACGGGCCGUGCAGGUCCUAAAGAGAGCGGAGCAGCUUCGAACUGUCGUGUUGACCUGGAAGGAGAUACCAUCUCGCAGUGGCGAAGAGCCGGCGGACUGGCCACUGAAAGAGAAGGUUCUGAGGACUCUUGGAGCUCUGCGGGGUCCUAAGUUCGUUAUCGGAGACCUUGUGGCUUCUGCUAUAGUCGAGAGAUCGAUCCUAGCACUUAUUGCCGAAUGGAACGCCACAGAUCCAGAGUCAGUGGAUCGGUUGUCGCCCCAACCGUCGGGAUGCGUGCGGCAGAGGGAAUACCUGGACCUUGUCGAGCAGCAACAGUCGCUUGCGAAAUUCAACAACCAAUCAAGCAAACACAGAUCAUAUUUUGAAUAG
Molecule: messenger RNA, 831 nt
Organism: Verruconis gallopava
Lineage: Eukaryota; Fungi; Ascomycota; Dothideomycetes; Venturiales; Sympoventuriaceae
Exons: 2
Coding region: 1-831 (276 amino acids)
Source: RefSeq, a predicted model, not a curated record